Gadus chalcogrammus (walleye pollock) is the source of this 2295-nucleotide messenger RNA. Its product is annotated as lipoxygenase homology domain-containing protein 1-like. NCBI's taxonomy places the organism in Eukaryota, Metazoa, Chordata, Actinopteri, Gadiformes, Gadidae. Bases 1 to 2295 code for a protein of 764 amino acids. The transcript has 17 exons. Gene Ontology annotation, molecular function: protein binding. The record is from RefSeq and is a predicted model, not a curated record.
AUGGCCCCAUCAGGGGCCUCUUGGGAGCUCAGGGAGCCUGUGAGGUUCCGCAUGGGGCCUCUGCAGGGGCCCGACCCCUCAACCCUGCCUCAGGAGGAGCAGGAGGAUGAGGGCCACGAGCAGAACAACAACAAUGUCAACACUGGCAGGGCGAACAAGAGGAGCUCAGGGAAGUCCCCGCCGGAAAAAGUGACUGACGGAGGAGCAAAGGAGGAGAGGAAGAGGACCAAGAAGAAGAAGUCUGCGGAUCCCGAGAAGGAGGACGAGAUGGGAUCCAAGGAUAAGAAGAAGAAGAAGAAGAAGUCUGCAGAAGACGAGGAUGACGAGGAGGACCUAAAGAAGAAGAAAUCCAAACAGCUGGACUACGCCGAGAUCUACCAGAACGAGCUGCUCAGCUACCACACCGACUCCUCUGACGGAUACGAGGAUGACUACUAUAAGAAGAAAGUGUAUGAGGUGGUCACCGUCACUGGGGAUGUGAAAGGAGCAGGUACAGAUGCCAAUGUUUUUGUUACCCUUUUUGGAGACUUUGGAGUCAGUCCCAAGGUCCACCUGGCCAGCAAAAGUCGGACAGCCUUCGAGAAGAAUAAAACAGAUGUUUUCCACAUCAAAACACACAACGUGGGACCUUUGAAAAAGCUGAGGAUCGAGCAUGACAAUACGGGGAUGAACGCCGGGUGGUUCCUGGACAGGGUGGUGGUGACAGACGUCAACAGGCCCCACCUGCGAUACUACUUCCCCUGCAACAACUGGCUGAGUCAGGAGGAGGCAGACAGCCUGUUCGUCAGGGACCUGCUGGGCAGCCUCAACCCCAUGGACGUCCCCAAGUUUAAUAAGUACUUAGUGAGUGUGUUCACCGCAGACAUGAAGGGCAGUGGGACCGAUGCCGACGUUUUCAUCAAUAUCUUUGGAGAGUUCGGGGACACAGGGGAGAGACGUUUGAACAGUGACAAAGACAACUUUGAGCGUGGAACAGAGGACAAGUUUACAAUAGAUUCUCCAAACCUUGGGAGACUGAGAAAAAUCACCAUCGGUCACAACAACAGGGGCUCCUCCGCUGGCUGGUUCCUCGAUAAGGUCUCAGUGGAUGACAUGGGGAACAAAGAGAUUUAUGAGUUCCCAGUCAACCAAUGGUUCGCCAUGGACGAGGCAGACGGAAAGAUUCAGAGAGACAUACUGGUUGGAUCAACGCAACCUAUGGCCAUCGUGUACAACAUCCAGGUGAUGACGGGGGACAUAAGAGGCGCAGGCACCAACUCCAAGAUCCAUAUAGUCAUGCACGGAACCAAGGGUGUGAAGAACAGCGGGAAGGUGUUCCUGGAGGGGGGCCUGUUCGAGCGGGGCCUUAUUGACAUCUUCAACGUGGAGAUCUGCGAGCUGAUCAGCCCCCUCAGCAGGGUGUCCAUCGGACACGACAACGGCGCGGUGGGGGCCGGCUGGUACUGUGAGAAGGUGACGAUCUACUGUCCGUUCACGGGCAUCGAGCAGACCUUCCCAUGUGGGCGGUGGUUGGACGAGGACGAGGCUGACGGACUGAUCGAGAGGGAACUCUACGAGAUGGUUUCUCUCAGACAGAAAAGACUGAAAAAGUACCCCUGGACCCUGUGGAUCUUCACCACGGAUAUGAAGGGAGCAGGGACUGACGCCCAGGUGUUUCUGCAGAUCUACGGGGAACGCGGCAAGUCUGACGAGAUGAAAAUGGAGAACAACACAGAGGAUAGUUUUGAACAGGGACAGGUGGACAAGUUCACGAUUGAAAUGCCAGAUAUAGGACGGCUGCAGAAACUAAGAAUUUGGCAUGAGAAAAGACAUCCUUUUGCUGGAUGGCAUCUAGCAAAAGUUACUCUAAUGAAGACCUUGACAAAAGAGAAGUACUCUUUUGAUUGCUGCCGCUGGCUGGACAUCAAUGAGGACGAUAACGAGAUCAUCAGAGAGAUCCCGGCUACUGGGCCUCUGGUCCCGGAACCCCUCCCCUUGAUUAAGUACCUCGUCACCAUCUGCACGGGCAACAUCAGCGGCAGCGGCACGGACGCCAGCGUGUUCCUCAACGUGCUCGGGGACCUCGGCGACUCAGGGGAGCGGCUCAUGUACAUGAGCAAAAACAAUGUCAACAAAUUUGAGAAAGGCAACCACGAUGAGUUCCUGAUCGAGGCGGUGUCGCUGGGCCAGGUGCGGAGGGUGCGGGUGGGCCACGACGGGCGCGGCGGCGGCUGUGGCUGGUUCCUGGACAAGGUGUUGGUCAGGGUGGACGGGACGCCCGAGUCCGAAGCCAUUGAAUUCCCCUGUGACAGGUAA